AUGUCCUCGUCACCAAGGAACGUCAAGCAUGGCAACAAGCCAGGUGAGCUGAAGCAAGCAUGGUUGCAGCAAGUCGCUCAACGCGUGAAUCUGACUAGUGAGCAGAUCCUGAGCGGCGAAUCGAAGAACAUAGCCUGGGGCAACCUGCUACAGCUUCUGGAGAAAUUCGACUCCAGUGAGAUUGUGGAGAGAGCGAACCGCAAUCGCGAUGCUGACGACGAGCUGACGGAGCAGUUGCUCCGCAACAGGUGUUGCGUGGCUGUCGAAAGCUGGUCGAAGAUCUCCGGAACCCACACGGCUAUUCGACUCGAGUUCAUUCUCAACGAUCGACGUGUCAGGAAUGGACUGAAGCCGCUUGUACCAUCGUGGUUCCCGAACAGUGCCUCUGUGACACAGAGAGAAAGUCUCACACAGAGGCUGAGGAACCACUUGGUGGAGAAGAGACAGGCCGACCCUACUCUCGUUAACCCCGACCAGUCGGCGCCAUGGGAUCCAGUCGAUGUGAACAAGCCGAAGUUCACAUUCAAGAGCAAGACGCGAUGGUUCGAUCCCACAAUCUAUGACAGAACACCGCUCCAGAUCAGCACCCUUCGAGAAGCGAAGCGCCCAAAGUGCCAGUCGCAGCAAGGAGAGUCGACGCGAUCGGAGAGCUCACUGCCGAGCAAUGCUCGUCCACGAAUGAUGCCUUCGAGGACCGCCUCUGCUGCUCGAUCCGGUGUGGUCAAGGGAGAGACAGAGCCACCACUAACGCCUUUCAUGGCUACGUUGGCCGGAAUCUCGAAGAAGCGGCCGGAGUCGACGAAGCGCAAGCACGAAGAGCUUGAGGAGGGAGAGAUCCGAGAGUAA
This is a messenger RNA of Cercospora beticola, 846 nucleotides long. RefSeq lists its product as uncharacterized. The record is from RefSeq and is a predicted model, not a curated record. NCBI's taxonomy places the organism in Eukaryota, Fungi, Ascomycota, Dothideomycetes, Mycosphaerellales, Mycosphaerellaceae.